Molecule: messenger RNA, 444 nt
Organism: Penicillium argentinense
Lineage: Eukaryota; Fungi; Ascomycota; Eurotiomycetes; Eurotiales; Aspergillaceae
Exons: 4
Coding region: 1-444 (147 amino acids)
Source: RefSeq, a predicted model, not a curated record
AUGAUGCCCGGUGGCUUGAAAGGCGUCGACUCUCACCUCUACGCCAUCCUGCACUCCUUCGGGCUCAAGGUCGAAGUCCUCCCAGUGCUAAUUAACAACGAAGAAGACUAUUACAACAAUCAAGUUAGCUCCAACAGCACCGAUGACGGAAAAGAGCCUUACGAAUAUCACACCCCUAGUCUCAAAGUGCACGCGCGAGGGAAUUCAUUGGAAUUGGACCUGCGAAAAACUUCGGCGACAAAGGAGACACAGCUGUUAUCAACGACAAUUGGCCUCAGCGCGAAUGCGAAUUCGAAACUCGCAAUAAACUACAUGACGUACGGAAAUGAUCCGUCCACGGCGGAGAUGUAUUCCUUUGCCGCGAUUAUCGCGACCAUCCAUGAAUUUGGUAAGCGCCGGGCGGGAAUCGAGAAGGCCGAACGCCACUAUCUGGCUACAAUUUGA